AUGGACAGCGGGGGACACUACCGCUGGGAUCAUGUGGAAUCGUAUGCGCCGCAGCUGACGCUGUAUCCGCCGCGUUCAAUGCCCGCCUGCCGCGCUAUGGCCGUCGUGCCGCUGCCCCCCGUGGUGUAUUAUGACCCCUAUACUGCGCGACUGCCGCCGUCGGUGAAUGCGACGCUGCUUGGCCCGCUAGAGCUUGAGAAGCCCGUGGGCUGGGCAAGACGGACACAGCGUUUCGCUUCAGUGGAAAAAGUCCCGCGCACAUGGUGGGAGGGCACGCAGGAGCACGACGCUGAGCGGCCGUGUGAGGGCGACGCAUGUGAGCAUACAGCCUUGCUGCUCGACUUUGGCAGUGCUGACCAUGUCUCCGUGCCGCUGCAUGUGCGGUACAUACCACCGAGGGCGUUCGAUGUUGACGAUGCGACAUGGCUCGACGCCCUGUCCUUACCCACGUGGCUACCUGAAGCCGCUCAGCAGGCGUGGCGGGCUCUUCGACCUAGCGUGAAGCGCGGCCUUCGCUCCGCUCGUGCAUGGCGCGCCCAGCACUACGCACGUGUACAUCUGCUGCCGGACGAGCCGCGCUUCUUUAGCGCCUGCCCCGAGCGCCAGCCGUGGGCCGACGCCGACGAACUCGACGCGUCCUUCUUUUGGCCCUCCACCCAUACUCACCUCCAAGCCUCGUUCGAGCGGCACACGGCGCCUUUGACGCUGUACGAGGCGCCCAGUGCGCCGCGCGCCGAGACGACGAGCACUGCGCGCAUCCCGAUCGGCGAUGCAUCCAUGGCGACGAUGGUGCAGCUGGCUACGUUCGGCGCGAUUUGCUUGGCUUCGUACAUGUUGUGUCAGUCUAUCUUUUGGGUGCGGCGCUCGGCUCGUUAG
Molecule: messenger RNA, 876 nt
Organism: Malassezia restricta
Lineage: Eukaryota; Fungi; Basidiomycota; Malasseziomycetes; Malasseziales; Malasseziaceae
Exons: 1
Coding region: 1-876 (291 amino acids)
Biological process (GO): GPI anchor biosynthetic process
Cellular component (GO): endoplasmic reticulum membrane
Source: RefSeq, a predicted model, not a curated record